AUGUGGGCUAAAGCCGAUCCAUUACAUACUAUGGCCAAAAGAGCCAGAAGGGCUGCUCAUUACUAUGAUCUUAAGCAUGUUACAUUAGAAGGUGAUUCAAGUAUAGAAACACCCAGAAUUUGCUUCAAAAAUCCAUUUAUUCCUACUGAUACUUAUAUGAAAAAACUAAAUUCUGGCCCUAUCAAUAUAUCAAAAAUGUAUAAUCCCGUUCAACAUGAAUACAACAAAUGUAAGAACUAUAUGCUUCCUGAACAUCAAUUUUCAUCAUUUAAAUCUUCAUUUUACCUUCUUAAUAACGUGUGUGAGUGUCCUACAAGUUCUAUCAGGAUAUAUAUAAUUCCCUGGUCACCGUAUUUGUGUGCUUAUUCCUCUAUCCAGAAUCCCGAUUUCCCAGAUAAAUCACAGUUAACCCCAAGAUAUACAAUAGAAUUGCCACGGUAUUACAUCUUUCAUCAUAUAUUAGAGCUCGUUGGUUUACCAAUGCUUCAUAAUUGCGAACCCCCGACCAAGGUUUCUGGUGGUUCAGUGUGUGAUCCGCACAUUACUGGAUACACAAAGUUCGAUAUUUCUAAUUUAACCAAUAUAGAGAUAACUAACUGGGAUACACUUUUAUUUCGGUCCAAAAUUGACAGAGCCGUUACAAACGUUUUGAAAUCUUUUAUUAUAUCACUAUUAAUGAGAUUUAUAACUUUCGCUUCACUCAUAGGUUCAAGAAUGUGUAUAUAUGUGAGAUGUAUUUCCUUUUUAUCCUGUUUAUUUUUAUUCACCAGUAAAGUAAAAGUUCGUUUUUAA
Molecule: messenger RNA, 792 nt
Organism: Theileria parva strain Muguga
Lineage: Eukaryota; Apicomplexa; Aconoidasida; Piroplasmida; Theileriidae
Product: putative integral membrane protein
Exons: 1
Coding region: 1-792 (263 amino acids)
Source: RefSeq, a predicted model, not a curated record